Molecule: messenger RNA, 2458 nt
Organism: Cannabis sativa
Lineage: Eukaryota; Viridiplantae; Streptophyta; Magnoliopsida; Rosales; Cannabaceae
Product: putative pentatricopeptide repeat-containing protein At1g12700, mitochondrial
Exons: 1
Coding region: 209-2122 (637 amino acids)
Cellular component (GO): chloroplast
Molecular function (GO): protein binding
Source: RefSeq, a predicted model, not a curated record
UAGUAUUGUGAAUUAGUACCAACCAACUAGAGAAGGUGUUCAUUCCACGAGUUUCAUCUUCUUCAUUGUUAAGCCAGUGGGGUAUUCAAUCAAGAAUGACUGUAAAAAGAGGGGUUUUUUUAAUUGAUUCUGAUACAGAGUUUUAGAAAAGGCAAUACAAUCCAACUGUUCAAUUGAAAAUUCCCCAAGUCUGUGUUUUCCAACUCCAAUGGUGUUCAAAUCUCUUCCCUGUUACUCCUCUGCUGUUGCUGCUGCAAAGGACCUAUCUUUAUCAGUCUCCUCAAACCAUAAACUCUCCUCCCUUUUUAUGCCACGGAAAACACCAAAUAAACCCCAAACCCCUCAAAAUAACAAAACAAAACCCACUUCUUCAAAUCCCAUAAACACUUCGGGAUCCUUACUACAAAACUUACUCAACCGCAACUCAGGUAAUGUUUCUCUCUCUGAAUUGCGUUUAUGCUUUGAUGAGAUGAUUCGCAUGAACCCCACUCCUCCAGUGUCUUCAUUUGAUCCUUUGAUUGUUGUUUUAGCUAAGAAUAAGCACUACUCUGAUGUUUUCAAGCUUUAUAAUUGGAUAAACUCAAAUGGGUUGUUCCCUAGUUUCAGAAUGAUCAAUGUUUUGCUUAAUUGCUUUUGUAAUUUAAAUCGGGUUUCUGAUGGUUUUGUGGCACUGGGAAUCAUGAUAAGGAGGGGUUAUAAUCCAAAUAUUGUGACUUAUACAUCUUUAGUUAAAGGGUUGUGUUUGGAGAAUAAGAUUAUUGAGGCAAUUAGCUUAUUUAAGAAGAUUUUCAAGUUGGGGUGUAAGCCCAAUGCUGUCACCUUUGGUACUCUGAUUAAUGGGUUGUGUAGGACUGGAAAUACAACUAUUGCACUCGAGUUACAUGAACAAAUGGCUAGUGGGAAAGAUCAUGGAGAUGGUUUUAAGUGCACACCGGAUCUAGUUUGGUAUGGGGCUAUCAUUGAUGGGCUUUCUAAGGAAGGGUUGAUAGAAAAGGCGAAAGAACUGUUCUUGGAAAUGAAAGCUAAUGGGAUUUGUCCUGAUGUUGUUGUUUAUAACUCUUUGAUGCAUGGUUUGUGUCACACAGAAAAAUGGGAAGAGGCCAAAGCUUUGUUUAAUGAAAUGACAGAUCAAGAUGUGCAGCCUGAUGUAGUGACUUUUACUGCGUGGAUCGAUGUGCUUUCCAAGGCGGGAAAGAUGAAAGAAGCUUAUGAUGUGCUAGAAAUGAUGACUGAGAGAGGUCACCAUCCUAAUGUAAUCACUUACAACACUUUGUUAGAUCGCUUGUGUCAUAUUGGUAGGCUUAGUCAAGCCAAGAAGUUAUUUCUUUCCUUCCCAGCUAAAGGGUUUGAACCUGAUUUGUUUAGCUACACGAUUUUGAUUCGUGGACUUUGCAAGAAAUGGAAGACCAGUGAAGCUUUGAGUCUCUUUAGGGAAAUGACUGCUAAGGGAGUUAGGCCAACUGUAGUAACAUACAAUACUUUAAUAUGUGGUCUCUUCCAUACUGGAAACAUUGAUGAUGCCCGUAAACUGUUCAGUGAGAUGCAAGUUCAUCAUCUUGUACCAAAUGCAAGUACUUAUGCUGUGUUUUUGAGUGGACUGUGCAAGAACAAGCAUGUUUCAGAGGCGUUGGAAGUUUUUCAUAGUCUUAAAUGUUCUGAGUUUGAGCUGAAUGUUCAAAUUUUCAAUACUCUCAUCGAUGGAUUGUGUAAAUCAGAAAAGUUUGAGAUUGCUUGGGAGCUAUAUCAGGGAUUUAUCAAGAGAGGCCUGGUGCCUAAUGUUGUGACAUAUUCAAUCUUGAUUCAUGCGCUUUGUGAAAAUGGAGAUUUCGAAAAAGCAAAUGGUAUGUUUCUUGAAAUGGAACAAAAAGGUUGUGCCCCGAAUUUAGUCACAUAUAGCACACUGAUGCAUGCUUUCAUAAAAAACAAUGAGAUUUCAAAAGUGGUUGAACUUCUUCAUAAAAUGGCAGAGAAAAAUGUGCCGCCAGAUGCUUCUACAUUCGCCAUUGUGAUAGACGUACUAUCAAAGGAUGAAAAGUAUCGUCAAUGUCUAAGUUUGCUUCCAACAUUUCCUGUUCAGAAGCAAUGGAAAGUUGAAACGAUUAGUCUCAAGUCAGAGGCAUGAGUUUUAGUUUACAAUGUUUUUUUUGAAAUGUUGUGGAUCUUGACCAAUUUUAAGAUCUGUAACCGGAAGCUACAUAGUAUGAAGGGUGGAAAAACAGCUCAACUCAAGAUUCUUGUGAUUAAGGAAAUUGAUUUUGUAUGGACCUAGCUGCAAUGAAUCUCUAGACUCAGCUGAAUAGUUUAUCAAUGCAUGUAACACUUCAUUUUCUUUCAAUCCUCUUUGUUUUCUUUCUCCUACCAUAUAUUAAUUGUAUAUAGUAGAGGUUAAUAUCGAUAGAAUCAUUGCUUGUUAUGCUAUCAUCAUUCUUUUUAUAAAGAUCAUUCUCUUGUUGUCUAA